Molecule: messenger RNA, 3627 nt
Organism: Pomacea canaliculata
Lineage: Eukaryota; Metazoa; Mollusca; Gastropoda; Architaenioglossa; Ampullariidae
Product: activating transcription factor 7-interacting protein 1-like
Exons: 10
Coding region: 36-1910 (624 amino acids)
Biological process (GO): regulation of DNA-templated transcription
Cellular component (GO): nucleus; transcription regulator complex
Molecular function (GO): protein binding; transcription coregulator activity
Source: RefSeq, a predicted model, not a curated record
UGGAAUCAGAAAGUUUAGAUUGUGAGGAUUCAAACAUGGAGGAUUCUGAGUCAGCAGAAAAACAUUCAGAGGGGGUCAGUCUCUCAGCUUCAGAUGAUGAAGAUGACAGGACAUCUCUUUCCAGCCCUAAAACACUUCGGCUUACAAGCAAGGAGCUGGACAGUGUUGUUCGCAGUAAAGUGAAAGCAUAUUUGGCACGACACCAAGGAGCAGAGUUGAGAGUGAUGAAUGCAAGGAUUCAAGAACUCAUGAAAUCAGAGGAAGAAUGGCGUAACAAAGCCAAAGACUUUGAAAGGAAAUUGACUGAGCUGACUUUAAAGCAGCACAAGCUGGAAAAGCGUAAGGCGCACACUGCAGCUCUCAGGUCGAUCACCACUCGGAACAUUGGUGUUCAAGUCAAUGAAGAAAAGUUGAAAGCAAAUACUCCUCAGAAAAUGUCCAAAACGGUGCCAAGUGGAAACGGAACACCUUUGUCAUCUGCUGCAUCUCCACCAUCUCCUGUCCCAGCCUUGAUGUUGAGCUCACUGCCAGGACAACCCAAAAUUCUGACUCCUGUUUCAUGCACUUCACCACCCAGCAAGGUCACUACUAUCACAAUAGGCCAGAACUUUGGUAAUCGCAACACAAGUGUUGCACAGCUCCUGUCUCAGACUGCACGUAUGCCCACUGCUGCUACCAGCGUCAGUUCCUCAAGCAAGCCAGUAUCUGUCCCCAGUAGUAAUGGUCCUCGGCAACCAUCUACACUGGUACCUGCCAGUAAUGCAUCAGUCCGCAGCCUGCUGGAUCAGGCAAGCAGUCUGUCUAAAGUGACUACCUCAAAUACUAUCUCACCAACAAAUCUGGUCUUUGUGAAUACUUCCCCAGGCAUGCCAUUGGUUAGCAAGGGGAUGGCUUCUGGUGCAGUGGCAGGUUCUGCCAUCCUCACUGCUGCAACAGGAGUGACAACCACCCCUAGUAACAUCAAAGUGAUAGACCUAACCAUGGAAGAUGAUGGUAGUGCUGCAAAACAAGGUGCAAAGCAGAUGCAGGUGGUAGCUUCAUCAGGCCAGAUGCAUAAUUUGAUGCCUCAGCAGAUGGUCAGACAGAUAACACCCAUCAGCCAAGGUAUUCAAGGCCCUACAUCGGCAAUCUUAUUUAGCUCUUCAGCUGGCACUCAGAUAGUGACUGCACCCAAUAUGCCUCGCCCAUCAGGAAUGAUUCAGGUUGUGACAAUUGCCAAUGCAGCACCUUUACGGCCUGGGUCAUUAUUGACUGUGGUGUCUGGUCAGCCAGCACUGGUGCGUCAGCCUAACCCUUCUACCACCGGUGUUUCACGAUCUCAGACUCCUCAGAUUUUGGCUCAGCCUCCACCAGCAAUGACUAUUAUGCGCCCUGCUCAAGUUCUUGGUCUUAGCACUACUGUGCGCCCAUCUUUGGCCACCAGCACCACAACCACUACUGCACGAAUGCCGGUGGUGGCAACUGGUGUUAUUCCCUCUUCAACUGCACCAGUUGCCUCGCAGGAUGCAAAUGUACCCAGCAAGGCAAAAAUUCGCCAUCCAGCUCCUCUUCCAGCAGCAGUCACCUAUCACUUGCCCAACGAGACAAAACCACCACCACCACAGCCUGGACUUAAAAUUUCUCGGGUUAAACAAGGUAUUGUACUAUCAUGGAACAUGACUAUACCAAAGGACUGUGUGGAAAUCGCUUCCUAUCAGCUGUUUGCCUAUCAAGAAACCAGUGCGCCACCUAGUACAUCGCUCUGGAAAAAAGUUGGUGAUGUAAAGGCUCUACCACUUCCAAUGGCUUGCACACUGACCCAGUUUCAAGAUGGCAACAAAUAUCACUUUGCUGUGAGGGCUGUUGACAUCCAUGGCAGGACUAGUAAUUUUAGUGAUCCUGCUUUCAUCUUCCUGUCAAAGACAUCGUAGCUGGACAAGACCUGUUUUGGAAAUAAAGGGCGUUCAGGGGAAAAGUGUGGCCUGCGUAGCUUUUCUCGUGUGAUUCACUUUAAGGUUUUGUCUGCAUGUUUAGACCACAACUACAUCAUUGUUUGCUGCCUUUUUGUCUGGUACUGAAAUUGCCGUAAAAUUGAAAUUUGUUGUGUAUAGCAAACUGUGAACAGUCUUUUCUAAUGCAUGUUUUGACUGUUUUAUGCAUGGUGAGUGAGUAUUUACUGGUUUUUAAUUGUUUAAAUAUUACAUAGUGUUACUUAUUUCUUGCCUGAGCGAGAGAGAGGAGGGUAAGAGGGGUAACUAUGUGUAUGAGUGUAAAGUUUGUUUCCUGGAUGUAGCCUAAUGAUUAGUUUAUAUGUGUGAAAUAUAUUUUUCACAGAACAGUGCUGCUCCAAAUUUGAGACAGAAGUGUUGGAAUUACUGAAGUAACACUUUUAUCGUUGAACUACAAUACGCUUUAUUAAAGGUCUCACAACAUACAGGGGAAGGAGGAAAUUACCCUAAUUGUACAGGGGACAUGACCUUAAUUGUACAGAGAUAAUGCACUAAUGACAUUUGUGUGAGAAGGGAAGAAAACUGGCAGUAAAUAGGAAAAAAACCCAACCUUGGAGACUGAUGAUGAACCUUUUAUUUGAAAAAGAAUUAGAAUUCGGCAUUCUUCAGAAAAUAAACAUGGCCUUUCAAAGCAACUUUAACAAGUCUGUGCACCCAAGGGCAUUCCUUUGCAGCUGCUAAAAAACAUAAUAUGCAUUCAGCAUGAUAAAAACCACUUUUUGCUGCCACACUCAGCCAGCAAAGUGAAUGCUUUAUAUCUCUGCCCACCAAAAUUAAUGUCUUAUUAGUCAUUAACAACAAAUUGAUAUGGCUGUCCUUAGAACUAAGAAAGUUAGACAUUACAUGGUUGUUGUACUGAUUAACAUUCAGCUGCUGUCAUGCCUUACCCUUGUGCUUAUGUUGUUAUUUAAAUGUCCACAGUGAUACCUAUUUCCAUGCAGGUCUGAUGGCCAAGCUGUUAGUUUUAAUGCACAAACUUCUGCUCCACUGAUCUCAUUCUCUGGGAAUGUCGUUUGUAUUUUACCUUCAGUUUCAAAUUAGUUUACAGUGAUAUCCACCAUGUUUUGUUUUUUUUCUGAGGUGACUUUUUUUCCUUUUGAUCAGAGAAUACUCUUAUAAAUAAUAAAUCUUAUAAAUAAUUUCAUGCGAUGAUUUAUUCUCUUCAUUGGUCCUCAGACAUUUCAGUCCUUUGAUGUGUCGUUGGGGGUAAGGACAUAGCAGCUGACAAGGCUUGCCACACUUACCUUUUUUUGGGUGAUCGUGAGAAGGUCCUGUACAGGAUGACCAGUUCAGUCUUUGACGUUUGUUAGCCAGUUCUUCUUCUGGCCACUGCAGCAUCAGCUGCCCUGAAGGAUACUCUUCAACAAGGUGUCGUUUUAGUUCACGUGGCCAAAGAAGAACAGCUUACAUCACUUGGCUGUUGCAAGUAGAGGUUCCUGGCUUUCUACAAGUGUAGCAACCUUGUUCUACACAAAAUCAUUGGUUCUGUUCUCUGAGAUCCAAAAGUUUAACAAAUUUGAGUAUCAUAAGAUGUUUAGAAGUUUCAGUUUAGAAUAUGUGUGAUAGAAAACUACUUUCCUUAUUAUUAACUCUACAGUUUUGUAUUUCUGAUCAUCCACUGAAUAAACCUUUUUUUUUU